Molecule: messenger RNA, 496 nt
Organism: Hibiscus syriacus
Lineage: Eukaryota; Viridiplantae; Streptophyta; Magnoliopsida; Malvales; Malvaceae
Exons: 2
Coding region: 57-377 (106 amino acids)
Source: RefSeq, a predicted model, not a curated record
UCCGACCACUACCUCGAGGUACUCGCUCAAUCAUCCCCGGAAGUUCCUGACCGGUAAUGGGUGGCUGCGCGACCAAACCUAAGGAGUUCAGCAAAUCUGCCGAACCUCCAGUGAAGUCCAAGAAAUCUCAACCUGAGACCGGUGAUCAUGACAAUACUGAUGGAGGUGAGAACAAGACCGAGGAAACUUCGGUGGAAGUUUCUGAACCGAAGGUUGAGGCUCAACCCUUGUCUUCUGAUGAACCAGAGGCUGGUGGUGGUGGUGAACCGAUUUCUUCAAAGGAUGAUGAUGACGCGGUGGAGCCGGUAAAGAAGGCUGAAGUUGAUCAAGAAUCGAGCGGGGAAGAAGCUAAAAGCAAUGAAAACAAGGAGGAAUAGCUGAGCCUAUAACCGGGUUCGUGAUGAUCCGCGUUAUAUCUCGCAUUGUUCUUAUGAUUAAUUUGUGGCAAUUGAAAGCCGGAUUGUAAUUCAUAAUUAUUGUCACUAUGUAAUUCAUA